This is a messenger RNA of Pieris macdunnoughi, 369 nucleotides long. The record is from the annotation of a GenBank genome assembly. NCBI's taxonomy places the organism in Eukaryota, Metazoa, Arthropoda, Insecta, Lepidoptera, Pieridae.
AUGAGUAAUAUAGUAUCGUUUGUACGGCCAGCCUAUUUUAGGUUCCACCGUCGAGCUCAGGAACCGAUCGUGCGUAGCACACCAGCGAGGGUCCAGUUUGCCAUUACACCGACAAUUAUAAUACCGAAUUUGAACGACCUUAGACUGGACCGAGCCGAGAUAUUCUCGUAUAUUGAAUCUCCUUCUCCCAUAACGACGGUGAACCCCCUGGCUUUUGCUAGCACAGAUUUAAUCGUGGAACGAACUGUAGCGGAGUUCUUCGUAGAUCGGCCAGCAAAUCAAAUCGAGGAGUUGUAUUUGGAGUCUAAUUUCUUCAUAAUUAAUUUUAUUCAAUACACUCUAUGCGAUUUUGGACUUAAGCCAUCAUAA